Messenger RNA from Polyodon spathula (Mississippi paddlefish), 1398 nucleotides. Its product is annotated as microfibril-associated glycoprotein 4-like. The transcript is spliced from 5 exons. Gene Ontology annotation, biological process: elastic fiber assembly. The record is from RefSeq and is a predicted model, not a curated record. Lineage: Eukaryota; Metazoa; Chordata; Actinopteri; Acipenseriformes; Polyodontidae. Bases 370 to 1113 code for a protein of 247 amino acids.
AACAAACAACAAAAAAAGGGUUUUUUCAUUUACUUAUUUAUUGCUAUUUUUUAUUUUUAUUUAUGAGCAAUAAAAAACUUAUUUUCAGAAACUAGAGAUCAACAAUGAAUUUGGGAGUUUUGUAUGGUUUUGUUUUUGCUUUGUGGCACAAAGCUGUCCGUCAACAGAACCCAAGGCUGCUGCAAUCUGAGUUUUACCUGCGUCACCUGCUGCCUUCACCUGUCAUUAACAGGUGCCUCGGAACCCGUGCUUAUCUAGUUUAAACAAAGUCUGGACUGAUUGGGGGUUUAAUAUAAAAGCAGCUCUGCAAAUCCUCCGCACUGAACCAGCGAGAACUUCUCUGCAGAUCACCACUGAAUCAGCGAGAACAUGAAGGGCUGUCUGUUUGUGGUUCUCUUGUGCUGCCUGGCAGGCUGGUGCUUAUCGUCCUUCCCCCUGGACUGUGAGGAUGUCUACACUGCAGGGAAUCUCAACAGCGGCGUCUACAAAAUUUACCCAGCGGGGGAGCCGUCCUUCCCACUUUACGUUUACUGCGAUAUGAAAACCGAUGGGGGAGUGUGGACGGUUUUCCAGAGGAGGCAGGACGGGUCUGUGAAUUUCUAUCGAGACUGGAACAAUUACAAACUGGGAUUCGGGAACGCGACUGGGGAAUACUGGCUGGGCCUGCAGAACAUCCACCUCCUGACCAUGAACCGAGACUACGAACUGAGGGUGGAUCUGGAGGACUUCGAGGGAAACAGAGCCUCCGCCUCAUACUCCUCCUUCGCCCUGUCUGCGUACGCCAUCAGCGGGGAGACGGACGGCUACACGCUGUCUGUCCACGGGUUCACAGACGGGGGAGCUGGGGAUUCCUUGAGCAGCCACAGCGGCCGCAAGUUCAGCACCUUUGAUCGGGACCAGGAUGGCGCAGGCUUUAACUGCGCCAUGGAGUUCCUCGGGGCGUUCUGGUACCACGACUGCCACAGUGCCCACCUCAACGGGGUCUACUACCAAGGGAGCAACAGCCCGUACGGCAAGGGGAUCCACUGGAUAACCUGGAGGGGGCUUAACUACUCCCUCAAGGGGGCGGAAAUGAAGAUGCGGGUGCUGCAGAGGAAGCCCUUCAAAGAGUAGCUUCCAUGGGCACCUGACCCACCCCUUGUAAAAGUUUACCACAGUAAAAGCACAGCAGCGAGUGAUAAAGCACAGUGAAAGGACAGCGAAGCAUUGGUGGGCAUUGUAAAGAAGCACAGAGGGGUAUAGUAAAGCAAUUAAAAAAAACAUGGCAAACCAUGGUAAGCUAGAGGAAAUGCAAAGUAUUACCAUAGGAGAAGCAUGGAGGAGGGGGUCGCUGCACCAUUGCUUUGCAAGAUUACUAUGGUAAACUUUUAUAAGGGCUAGACUGAGACAGACAUGUAC